UUGUUUACUAAAAAAAACAGAUCUAUUGUAUUUUUAUUUUUUUUUUCAAGUUUUAAAAAUUAAACUAGAAAUCAGAAAAGUUUAAUAUUGAAGAAUAGCAUCCCAUAAAAUAGAACCACACAAGUAUAAAUAAUCUAUAGACGUAAAACUUCCUACAGAAAAGAUUGAAACAAUUUUUUUAUUACUAAGGUAUUCAUUUAUUUCUACGAUUUUACAAAUUACAAUGGACGAGGAAGGGACUGAGAAAAUAUGCAUUCCGGGAAUGCGUCUAAGUACGUUACAGGGGCACAGCAGUGGUCAAGGAACUUACGUAAAAGACGGUUACAUUUUCGCUGCUUUGUCGGGCAUACUGAAAACUGAAGAAGACAACAAGGUUAUAAAGCUCUCAGUAGUAAGUCUAAUAACACCUAGCAUCCUUCCAAAAGCAGGUGACAUAGUCACAGCCAAAGUGAAUGUUGUCAACUCAAGACAGGUUCAAUGUGUUAUACUGUGUACAGGUCAGACAAUCUUGACGCGACCAUAUAAAGGGAUUAUCAAGAAAGAGGACAUACAGCUAAAGUAUAAAGAUGGGAUUGAUCCGUAUAAAUGUUUCCGGCCAGGUGACAUUGUAUUGGCUAAAGUUCUUCCAACAACAGAGCUACAUUGGUACCACCUGUCUACAGAAGAUAAUGAACUGGGUGUUAUCAUAGCAACUGCAGAAGGAUCUCCUCCAGGUGUGAGCAUGAUACCCAUCAACUGGUCAAUGAUGCAGUGCCCUAAAACAUUAGUGAAGGAAUUGAGAAAAGUUGCCAGAGUGGUGCCAGAAAACAUCAAUGAAGCAUUAUUACCGCUUCAUUUUAACCAAGAUGAUGAAAGUCUACUGUUGAAUAAAUAAAUAAAUAAAUAA
Bicyclus anynana (squinting bush brown) is the source of this 886-nucleotide messenger RNA. It is a transcript of the gene Csl4, whose product is annotated as exosome complex component CSL4. Gene Ontology annotation, biological process: RNA processing. The record is from RefSeq and is a predicted model, not a curated record. Gene Ontology annotation, molecular function: RNA binding. Lineage: Eukaryota; Metazoa; Arthropoda; Insecta; Lepidoptera; Nymphalidae. The coding region runs from base 224 to 874 and encodes 216 amino acids. Gene Ontology annotation, cellular component: cytoplasm; nuclear exosome (RNase complex). The transcript has 4 exons.